Molecule: messenger RNA, 1707 nt
Organism: Aegilops tauschii subsp. strangulata
Lineage: Eukaryota; Viridiplantae; Streptophyta; Magnoliopsida; Poales; Poaceae
Source: RefSeq, a predicted model, not a curated record
AUGUCUUCCUCCGCCUCCUUCUACUCCAACCCCUUCGCCGGGCCGGACCCCGCCGACAUCCGCGACAUCAACAUCCACGACCGCGUCCCCGUUGUCCUCGAUGCCAUCGACGCCACGUACUUCGCGUGGAAAACAUACUUCUCGCUGCUCUUCCGCAAGAACAACCUCGUGGAUCACGUUGACGGCUCCGUCGACUCCCGCGCCAUGGUGGGCGACUCCGAGUGGACCGCGAUCGAUGCCACGCUUAUCCGGUGGUUCUUCACCACCAUCUCGAAGGACCUGUUUCACACGGUCGUGAGCGAUGUCGAUGACUACUGCCGCCGCCUGAAGACGUUGGCGGAUGAGCUCCGUGACAUUGGCGCCAAGGUUGAUGACGACCUCCUCCUCAGCACGCUCACCGCCGGCCUCAACAAGGACUUCGGUAACGCCGUCUCCAACCUCUCCCUCAUACCGGAGCCCUCCUUCCCCAAGUUCGUGGCAUACUUGCGGUUGGAGGAGCGCCGGAUGAAGGGGGUCAAGAAGCGCAUGCAGCACCACGCCCUCGCCGCCGGCACCUCGCGUGGUGCCCCUCCACCGUCCGCCCCGCCCGCGCCCCCCGUGCCUCCGGGGUUUUACCCCCUCCCGCCUGCGCCCCCCGCUCCACCCGCUGCCCCCAGCAGCCGCAGCAGGGUGGCGGGCGCCACGGCAACUGCCGCGGGGGAGGUCGCAAAUAGGCGCAAGGGGGGGGGGAGGGCUCGCCAGCAGCAGCAGCAGGCCACCCCGCCCUGGACUUACGGCACCAACCCGUGGACGGGCGUCGUCCACGCGUACUCGAUGCCGGUUCCUCGAGCUCCCGCUCCGGGCAUUCUUGGGCCUCGGCCGGCGAGCCACCAGGCGCUCUUCAUCGCGCAGAACGCCGCCCCCUACAGCGGCUAUGGCGUCGCGCCCGUGCCUACGCCCGCCUACGGCGCCGCUCCCGCGCCGGCCUACGGAGGGUUUCUCCCUCCCCAGGUGCCGCCGCCGUGGGACCCGGCCCUUCUCGCUGCUCUGCACUCUGCCUCGUCACCGAGCUCCUACGGUGGCGGCGGUGACUGGUACAUGGGCUUGGGCGCCACCGCUCACAUGACUGCUCAUCCCGUUACCAAUCUUGUUUCUGUUCGUCGCCUUGCUCGUGAGAACCCUAUUACUGUUGAAUUUGACAAUAUUGGCUUUUCUGUGAAGGACGCCCGUACACGGAUGUUCGGUCGUCCUAUUCUCGCCUUGCAAACUGACAACGGCAAGGAGUUUGACAACGUCGCCGUCCGCAAUCUUCUUGCGUCCCACGGCACCAUUUUCCGCCUCACUUGUCCCUACACGUCCGAGCAGAAUGGUCGCGCCGAGCGCGUCGUUCGCACUCUUAAUGACUGUUUUCAGCAGGUACCGUCGCCCUCGGCGUCUCCCACGGCGCUGUUCGCCCCUGCCUCCUCCUCUGGCGAACCGCCCAGCCGCGCACUGGGCUCGGCUCUGCCCGCGCUCCCCGCGCCGGCGGCCCCCGUCGCCGCGGCCCCCUCGGUCGCCCCCGUCGUCACAGCUGCAUCCCUCACCGGUGUGGUCACACGGGCUCGGACUGGGACACUUCGUCCUAACACAGCUAUAUGUCUGACGAGUACGCGUGUGCUGCGUCUACCUCGGCACCGUCUCCGCUCCCCACCUCCGCUUGCGCAGCCCUUCGGGAUCCGAACUGGCUAG